Messenger RNA from Malassezia globosa CBS 7966, 1038 nucleotides. RefSeq lists its product as uncharacterized. Gene Ontology annotation, biological process: phenylalanyl-tRNA aminoacylation. The record is from RefSeq and is a predicted model, not a curated record. Lineage: Eukaryota; Fungi; Basidiomycota; Malasseziomycetes; Malasseziales; Malasseziaceae. The transcript has a single exon. Bases 1 to 1038 code for a protein of 345 amino acids. Gene Ontology annotation, cellular component: phenylalanine-tRNA ligase complex. Gene Ontology annotation, molecular function: magnesium ion binding; RNA binding; phenylalanine-tRNA ligase activity.
AUGUUCUCGGAAUACUGCUCUGAGCCGUACGUGAUUGAACCAAUUCGCGUCAUAUACCCUGAUGGCCGCGAAGUCAUAACACCCAACCUGGAUCCACGAAAAACAACCUUGCACGUGUCAUACGUGAAUCGCUGCACAGGCUUGAAGCAAACGGGAGAGGAGAUUGCUGGGCUGCUGAAACGCAUGGGACACGGUGCAUGUCCAUCGGCAUCUGACCCUGAUAUUGUCGAUGUUCUAAUCCCAGUAACACGACCUGAUAUUCUACAUGAAUGUGACUUGAUGGAGGAUGCGGCUGUGGCUCAUGGGUUCGACAACCUGCCAAAAACCUUCCCGCAAACCAACACGGUGGGAGGUCCGCUUCCCAUAAAUAAACUGGGUGAUGUAAUUCGACAUCAAUGUGCUCAGUCAGGAUGGCUGGAAGUGCUCCCACUUAUUUUGUGCUCACACGAUGAAAACUUCGGAUGGAUGAACCGCUCUGAUGAUGGCAAAACAGCAAUUGUUCUCGAAAAUCCCAAGACUUCAGAGUAUCAAAUUGUGCGUACAUCGUUGCUUCCGGGUAUCCUUAAAACGAUUCGCGAAAAUAAAAAUCACGCUCUUCCUGUCCAAGUUUUUGAAGUAUCAGACGUUGCAUUCAAAGAUGCUAGUGAGAAGCAAAGAAUGGCGCGUAAUGAAAGGCAUGUUGCAGCAAUUUACUGCAACAAAGCGGCAGGUUUUGAGAUUGUGCAUGGUCUUUUGGAUAAACUAAUGAUGAUGCUGGAUGUACCUCGUAUAUUUAAUGGUGACGAGAAAGCCCAGCGUGGUUAUUAUUUGCGUGAGGCAGAAGAUCCAUCGUUUUUCCCUGGUAGGGCGGCUCAUAUUGUGCUUCGCCAACCGGUGCCUUCCUCUAGAGGACUGGAAUCCACCCAUGAUCUCAUGCAGGCGCUAGGUGGUGAUCAAUGUGUUGGCACAAUUGGAGUCCUUCAUCCUGAAGUGUUGCACCGCUUUGACCUGGCAUUCCCAUGUUCAGCAUUUGAAUUUAAUCUUGAACCGUUCCUGUAG